UAUAGCAAACAUAUUGUUACCCUAUAAGCCCCCCAACCACACAUCCCUCUCUUUGCUCUCUAGAAAGAUUUGGAGAAGUUUGACACAACCAUGGACGAGUUCGAUACUAAAAGAUCGAACUACGUGAACUUGCACGAGACUCCACCAAACAUCGUUGAUGAAGGCUGGUGGAAAUCCUAUGGGACGUCAAUUUCGUUAGGAUUUCUUGCAACCGCAAUCUUCAUAUCCAUGUUCAUCAUCAUGGCGAUUAUCGAAUACUUCUUCAAAUCAAAUGCUUCAUUUCACUUUACCGUUCAACCAACCCGCCACCCACCAGCUGACCCAAGACCAAUGCACAAGCUCUUGGAUUCACAACCACAUGUACAAAUGGGAAAUACCUCGGAUUUAUCGGUAUUGAUGCCAGGACAAAAAUACCCAACCUACAUUGCACAUCCAACACCUCUACUACCUUGUUCAAGGGAAGGAGUGUAUUGGCCUUCACAUUACUAACAUGAUGUGUCCAUCCUUACAACUAAGCAUGAUGUUAUAAGUUUAUGCAUGAUUGUACCCUUCUCGGGCAAAUUAUUUUUUACUUUUGUAUCAAAGUGCAUUACUUGGUCAAAAUUUUGUAUGCCAAAACAGGCAUUUAUGCGGGGAAUAUUUAAUAGACGGUCUAAGUAACUUAGCACAA
Molecule: messenger RNA, 670 nt
Organism: Helianthus annuus (common sunflower)
Lineage: Eukaryota; Viridiplantae; Streptophyta; Magnoliopsida; Asterales; Asteraceae
Exons: 2
Coding region: 91-489 (132 amino acids)
Source: RefSeq, a predicted model, not a curated record